AUGACUCUGGCCAUCCUCAAGCGUCUGAUCCUCCGCCACGGGCUUUCGGCCGCCCUCCCGCGCAACAACGCCUUCCUCCGUCCCCACCCGGCCCCGAGUGCUGUCCUAGCCUGCAUCCACACCCCGCCCCCAACGAUCCUCUCGGGCUUCUUUCGCCCUCUCAGGCUCUCCCCGAACGGCCUCCCCUUGCACGCACGCCAGUCUGCCGCUUUCUCCCCUGCGUGGGUCUUUGGCCGCUCUGCGCAGCCGCCAUUCGAGCCGCUUCUGCGCCCCCCUUUCCGGGCAUCAUACUCCCCUGGCCCCGCCACCGCGCGCGGCCCGAAUAUAGCAGACCAAGCAAACCAGCUCAUCACGGCCUUUCGCGCAGCCCAGCCCGCCUCAAGCCCUCUGGUCGAUGAGAUCGUGCACGACUUGGUUGCCGCUCGGUUUGCGUUGCCCGUCCCCUCCGCCGACUAUUAG
Molecule: messenger RNA, 459 nt
Organism: Puccinia triticina
Lineage: Eukaryota; Fungi; Basidiomycota; Pucciniomycetes; Pucciniales; Pucciniaceae
Exons: 3
Coding region: 1-459 (152 amino acids)
Source: RefSeq, a predicted model, not a curated record